GAUGAAAGUUACAAUUUGGAUGCCCUCAACAAUCAUGCCAAUAUGAUAUCUAUUCUCACACGUGCUCGAGCUCGACACAUAGACACCAUUUCCAUCUCCGUGUCGACCGCGGUUAAUGUCAAGGUACUUCAUACUCUCUGCGAGGUGACGAUCGCUACGGAUGAAUUGCCGCUGUAAGAUGAUAACUUUCACUAUCCCGGCUAAUGAGGCCAACUAAUAAUAUUACACCCAUACCCGCUCCCAUCUGUGUAAAUGCUUCCAUUUAGGGAAAUGAAAGGUUAAGGGAUACUAGCUACCUAGAUGCACCAUACUUAUGGUAUACCAGCUGUCAUGGUGUUAUACUUUAUGGCCGGAUGAAGUGUCGGGAGAGGAUCUGAGGAUUCGCGUAAGCCAGCUAUCAAGAUCAACGGCAUCCCAUGGCAACCGGUGACUUCUCACUUCUUUAGUUGUCUUCUUAUGUGCACAAAGGUUUCGUUUGCCUGACGUUUAUCGCGAUGCAUUUCAGCACCUUGCUAAGAGCGUGCCUUAUAUUCAUGUUCCCUCAGCUUGGAAUUUCCCAGACAAUUGUUGUGGAUGGCAAAGUCAUCAACGCCGACGAAUCCACUGUCUCUCCCGCUUUCGUAUCCGUCGAUGCUUCAUCCUCUAACUCGACAGCUGACCUCUUUCCAGGGGAAACCCGCCAGCUUACCGACGCUGUCCUAGCGAACCUCACUGAUCUUGGACUAACUAACAUUGUACUUUUUAGGUUUGCUGAUCCUGCGACCGCCCCUAACCAAUCUAUCAUUGGACCCUGCAAAUCCUUUCCGGGUGAAUUUGUCGUUUUCCCUGGUCGCAUCACCAACCGAGUAUUCGACCUUCUCCUUGGUGGCAGUCUCAUUCAGACUAAACCGCUCGCUUCGCCAUGCUACACUGACUUCGGAAAUCAAGAUGCGGUAAAGUGUGCUGAGAUAACGUCUCAUUGGUUGGAUAGCUCAUACAUUCACACAAACGAUCCAACUUCCAUCAAUGCGAUACUAUUUGAGGGGACUUCAUGUGUGCCACACACAAUAAACCCGUAUGCUCUGAAUUGUACUAUUGGCGCAUACCCCACGAUGUCGGUCAAUGUCACUACCGUUGCCCAAAUUCAACUUGCUAUCAACUUGGCACGUAGUCAGAAUUUACGACUUGUUAUCAAGAAUACAGGGCAUGACUACGGCGCAAAGAGCACGGGAGCAGGUGCCCUUUCUCUAUGGACUCAUAACAUGAAAGACAUCCGGCACUACGAGAACUACCAAGAAGGGUCUUAUAUAGGGCCAGCUUUUAAGAUGGGGGCUGGUGUUCAGGUAUUUGAGGCAUAUGAAGCUGCGCAUAAGCACAACCUUACAAUUAUUGGCGCAGAGGGAAAGACGGUUGGCCUUACUGGAGGUUAUAUUUUGGGUGGUGGGCAUUCUCCUUUAUCAAGCCUGUACGGGAUGGCCGCAGACCACGUUCUCUCUAUGGAAUUAGUCACAGCCGAUGGCCGUUUUGUUACGGCUAGCGAAAGCUCCAACCCUGAGUUGUUUUGGGCUCUGCGAGGGGGAGGGGGGUCGACUUAUGGAGUGAUCACAUCCAUGGUAAUCAAAGCAUUUCCCGAGAUUCCUGUCUCAACAAUGACAUUUAGUGUGUCUACCGGAGAAAGUCUGUCUGUGGACCAGUUCUGGGAAGCAUUUCGCGUUUAUUUCGAAGGCCUUGCCAAUUACACCGACGCUGGAAACUAUGCCCAUUUUGACCUCAAUGCGACGAGCGGUAACUACGUUUGGAAUAUGGCACCCUGGUUCGCUCCAUACAUGUCUAAGGCGGGAUUAGAAGUUCUUGCCAAACCCUUCUUCAGGGCUGUUGACAAGAUUGGGGUCGAUCUAAAGCCCGUUUAUGUGGAAUAUACGAACUUCUACGAUGCUUGGAAUAACAGCUUCCCUCUUGAACUGUGGGGGUCAAACCUUGCUAGAUACGGUAGCCGGCUUUUCCCACGAGAAAACUGGGAAGACUCAACGAAACUAUCAUCUACUUUCGAAGCUAUUCGCCACGUAGUAGAUAAUGGUGGUGUGGUAUCUGGGUACAAUGUUGCUGCUGCCCCCAAGUCGGGAUAUCCUGAUAAUGCUGUUAAUCCGGCAUGGCGUGAAACCGUAUUACACGCUAUCGACAUUGUGGCGUGGACUCAAGAUAUGUACACUGAACUCAUCACGAUUUGGAGUAACGUCCUGACGUCUGACUGGGGCAUGCUAUGGCGCUCGGUCUCGCCUGGUUCGGGGGCGUACCUUUCGGAAUCAGACUACAUAGAACCCGGCUUCCAGCAGUCAUUCUGGGGUAGUAAAUAUGAUCGACUGUAUAAGCUUAAGAAGAAGUUGGAUCCCUGGGAUGUGUUUUAUGCUCAGAAUGCGGUGGGUUCAGAGGACUGGGAAAUGGGGGAUUAUAUAUUUGGGAAUCUACCGUCGCAGAACAGUCGACUGUGUCGGAAGGGGAUGAACCCUUCGCAGCAAAGGGAGAACGAGGGCGGGUUAUAAGAGGUAUGUAGUCCGCGCGGGUGGGCUGCAGGAGGCUCAGUCUUUUGUCUCGAGGCCUAAGCUAUAUCCUUUUUUUUUUUCUUAAUAAUAAUAUCUAGCUAGUAGGUAGUAUAUUUUAGGUCCGUACAUGUAUGUCCCAUUUUCAAGUAAUUUACUUGAUACCUUGUAGUACUUAUGUAGGUAGUUGUGUAUCUGAAGUAGGUACUCAUAAAAGGUGG
This is a messenger RNA of Daldinia caldariorum, 2737 nucleotides long. Its product is annotated as FAD-binding domain-containing protein. Gene Ontology annotation, molecular function: oxidoreductase activity; FAD binding. NCBI's taxonomy places the organism in Eukaryota, Fungi, Ascomycota, Sordariomycetes, Xylariales, Hypoxylaceae. The record is from RefSeq and is a predicted model, not a curated record. The transcript has 6 exons. Bases 495 to 2519 code for a protein of 674 amino acids.